Messenger RNA from Theobroma cacao (cacao), 1170 nucleotides. It is a transcript of the gene LHCA2, whose product is annotated as photosystem I light harvesting complex protein. Gene Ontology annotation, biological process: photosynthesis, light harvesting. The record is from RefSeq and is a predicted model, not a curated record. Gene Ontology annotation, cellular component: membrane. NCBI's taxonomy places the organism in Eukaryota, Viridiplantae, Streptophyta, Magnoliopsida, Malvales, Malvaceae.
ACCAGUAGCCAAUUGGACAUCUACUCUCCUAUCCUUUAAGAUAAGCCCCUGGAUACAUUUAACAGAUUUGCAUAUCCUUGGUGCCGGAGACCCCCAGCUCAUUGAAGGGAAAAAAAUUGACCCAAAAUGGCCUCUGUUUGUGCUUCUUCUGCUAUUGCAGCUGUUGCCAUCUCAUCCCCCAGUUCCCAGAAGACUGGAUCAGUCGUGGGGGCAACAAAGGCUUCUUUUCUUAGUGGGAAGAAAUUGAGAUCAGCGAGAAAGUACAGUGCAGCACCAGCUGGAGCACGACCAGUUGCCGUGUGUGCAGCUGCAGACCCCAACAGACCUCUGUGGUUCCCGGGCAGCACUCCUCCACCAUGGCUUGAUGGCAGCCUCCCUGGAGACUUUGGUUUUGAUCCUCUAGGUCUUGGAUCUGACCCUGAGACCUUGAGAUGGAACGUGCAAGCAGAGCUUGUGCAUUGCAGAUGGGCAAUGUUGGGGGCUGCAGGAAUUUUCAUCCCAGAGUUCCUAACAAAGAUUGGCAUUUUAAACACUCCUUCAUGGUACUCAGCUGGAACAGAGGAGUACUUCACUGACCCCACAACCCUCUUCAUAGUUGAGCUUCUUUUCAUCGGCUGGGCAGAAGGGAGAAGAUGGGCUGACAUCCUCAAGCCAGGCUGUGUAAACACCGACCCCAUCUUCCCCAACAACAAGCUCACGGGGACUGAUGUUGGGUACCCAGGUGGCCUGUGGUUUGAUCCUCUUGGCUGGGGAAGUGGUUCUCCUGAGAAGAUCAAGGAGUUAAGAACAAAAGAGAUCAAGAAUGGUAGAUUGGCUAUGUUGGCUGUGAUGGGUGCAUGGUUCCAACACAUCUACACUGGUACUGGACCUAUUGACAACCUAUUUGCCCACCUUGCCGAUCCUGGCCAUGCUACCGUUUUUGCUGCUUUCACCCCCAAGUGAGAAACAACAAGGGAGAACCCCAACAGCAAUUAAAAUGUUGGAGAAACAUUGAUGGUCAUAUCUUUGCCUAAUUAGCAGGGCGAUGGAAAGAUGUGUACUUUUGUGGGGAAUGUUUUUAUCAGUAGAAGUUUGUAUUGCCUCUGCUUGUCUUCUAUAGAUGCUCAAGUGAUGUACAAAUACCUCUGUGAAAUUAGAUGCCAUGAAUAUUUAUUCAGGUUAAUUAAACAA